Cornus florida is the source of this 1233-nucleotide messenger RNA. RefSeq names its product methylesterase 10-like. The record is from RefSeq and is a predicted model, not a curated record. Gene Ontology annotation, molecular function: methyl salicylate esterase activity; methyl indole-3-acetate esterase activity; methyl jasmonate esterase activity. Lineage: Eukaryota; Viridiplantae; Streptophyta; Magnoliopsida; Cornales; Cornaceae. The coding region runs from base 209 to 994 and encodes 261 amino acids. Gene Ontology annotation, biological process: salicylic acid metabolic process; jasmonic acid metabolic process. The transcript is spliced from 3 exons.
UGUUAAUAAUUAUAUAUAUAUUUUUUCACUUACAUGUUCAGUACCGCCCACAGUAUUCAAAUUCAAAUACUUUUGCACACCUCUUUUUUAACGUAUUCAAAACCUUCAAAAACCAUAAUAUAAAUUGCGGAAAAAAAAAAAAAAAAAACUAAUUAGCGCCUUUAAAUAGAACCAGAAGACUUUAACUAAAAAAACAGAACCAGAAUUAAUGGAGAAGAUUGGCAAGCACUUUGUUCUAGUUCAUGGGAUUUGCCAUGGAGCUUGGUCCUGGUACAAGCUUGUCAACCUGCUCAAAUCGGCCGGUCACCGUGUCACUGCUUUGGACCUCGCCGCUUCCGGGGUGGACCCGAAGCCAAUCCACGAGAUCGCGUCCAUAUCGGACUACAUACGACCGUUGAUGGACUUCAUGGCCUCCCUACCUCAUGAUGAGGGAGUGGUCAUUGUUGGUCACAGUUAUGGUGGCCUGGCCAUUUCUCUAGCCAUGGAGAGCUUUCCCGAGAAAAUCUCACUUGCAGUUUUCAUCACAGCCUACAUGCCUAAUCUUGAUGGUCCUCCAUCAUCUAUCAUGCAAGAAUUCUUUAGGAGGACCUCACCGGAGUCUCUUAUGGAUAGCCGAUUAACGUUUGAUCAAGGGCCGGAGGGUCCUCCGACUUCGGUAAUUUUUGGUCCAGAUUAUAUGGCAACUAAGGCUUAUAAACAUUGUCAACUGGAGGAUUUGGAAUUAGCCAAGAUGCUGGUAAGGCCAGGUGGGUUGUUUAUGGGAGACAUGGCCAAGGAAUCUCUACUAACAAAAGAGAAAUAUGGAUCAAUCGCUAGGGUUUAUAUCGUGUGCGAAGAAGAUGAAGUGAUGGUGAAAGAAUAUCAGUUAUGGCUGAUUCAGAAUUACAAACCUAAAGAAGUGAAAUCCAUAGCAGGAGCUGACCAUAUGGUCAUGCUCUCCAAACCCACACAGCUUUGCAAUUGUUUGCAAGAUAUUUCUGAGAGAUAUUCUUAAAUAUUGUCCUUCAAGGAACAUAAAUUUAAGGGUUAGAAAUGUCUUAUCUUUUAUGUCUGGCUACAGAGAUGGCAUAUAAUUAUUAUGACUUUAAAGUAAUGCUCGCUGAAAAUUGCGAAAUUUUUUAAGGCCAAUUCGUAUGAAAUGAUCUCCGUUCUCUCUGCAUGGGAAGGGAUCCGCCAACUCCUUUUUAAUUUGAAAAAUAUGUAACUCAUUUCCAAUAUGAAUAGCAUGCCUUA